Molecule: messenger RNA, 4077 nt
Organism: Zalophus californianus (California sea lion)
Lineage: Eukaryota; Metazoa; Chordata; Mammalia; Carnivora; Otariidae
Gene: ITPRIP
Product: inositol 1,4,5-trisphosphate receptor interacting protein
Exons: 3
Coding region: 299-1999 (566 amino acids)
Cellular component (GO): membrane
Molecular function (GO): protein kinase inhibitor activity
Source: RefSeq, a predicted model, not a curated record
GGCCGAAGCCGCCCGCGAGCCGCGGCCUCCGGGCCCUGGGGACCCGCGCGCGCAGCCCGGCUGGCGCGGUCCCUGCCGCGACCCGGAUCGAGACGAAGGCCAGCUUCACCCUGAGGCCUGAAUGUGUGUGCACACUGAACUCGGCUGCCGGCGGACCCCGCUUUCAGUUCCUGCUUGCGUGUCCAGCUGUGUAUGGGAUGAAAUCACAUCUGAGCAGCAGGCUUUACCCACGCGUGGCAACUCAGGUCACGUACAUCCUGGCCCUGCUGGCUAGAACCUGCAGACGUGUCUUUACCUGAUGCCACGUCCCUGUUCCUUGGCACCAUUAGGGCACGUUCCAGCCAUGGCUCUGGGGCUCUUCCGGGUGUGUCUGGUGGUGGUGACGGCCAUCAUCAACCACCCGCUGCUGUUCCCGCGGGAGAACGCCACGGUCCCCGAGAGCGAGGAGGAGAUCAUCCGCAAGAUGCAGGCGCACCAGGAGAAGCUGCAGCUGGAGCAGCUCCGCCUGGAGGAGGAGGUGGCCCGGCUGGCGGCCGAGAGGGAGGCCCUGGAGCAGGUGGCCGACGAAGGCCAGCAGCAGAACGAGACCCGCACGGCCUGGGACCUGUGGAGCACCCUCUGCAUGAUCUUCUUCCUGGUGAUCGAAGUGUGGCGGCAGGACCACCAGGACGGGCCUUCGGCGGACUGCCUGGGAGGGGACGAGGACGAGCUGCCCGGCCUGGAGGGCGCCCCGCUGCGGGGCCUCACCCUGCCCAACAGGGCGGCGCUCGAGCACUUCUACGAGCGCUGCAUCCGCGGCGCCACGGCCGACGCGGCCCGCACCCGGGAGCUCGUGGAAGGCUUCGUGGAUGACUUGCUGGAGGCCCUGAGGAGCCUGUGCAGCCGGGACGCGGACGUGGAGGUGGAGGACUUCAUUGGCGUGGACAGCAUGUAUGAGAACUGGCAGGUGGACAGGCCGCUGCUGUGCGACCUCUUUGUGCCCUUCGUGCCGCCCGAGCCCUACCACUUCCGCCCGGAGCUCUGCUGCUCCCGCCGCUCCGUGCCCUUGGACCGCCAGGGCUACGGCCAGGUCAGGGUGGUCCGGGCCGAGGAGGACGCGCUGGGCUGCGUGUGCGGCAAGAGCCCGCUGGGGGAGGACAUGCUGUGUCUCCUCCACGGCAGCCACAGCGCGGCGCGGCCCGGCCGCGGGCUGGAGGCCCUGCUGUGCGCCGGAGACCCCCCGUACCUGGACACGGCACGGGUCAUGAAGUGGUUCCAGACGGCCCUCACCAGAGCCUGGCGCCGCAUUGCCCACAAGUACGAGUUCGACCUGGCCUUCGGUCAGCUGGACUCCCCGGGCUCCCUCAAGAUCAAGUUCCGCUCGGGGAAGUUCAUGCCCUUCAACCUGAUUCCCGUGAUCCAGUGUGACGACUCGGACCUGUACUUUGUGCCCCACCUGCCCAGAGAGCCCUGUGGGGAGACCCCGGCCUCCAGCACCGACUGGCUCCUGUCCUUUGCCGUCUAUGAGCGACACUUCCUCCGGAUGACCUCGAAGGCGCUGCCCGAGGGGGCCUGUCACCUCAGCUGCUUGCAGAUCGCCUCCUUCCUGCUGUGCAAGCAGAGCCGCCUGACCGGCCCCAGCGGCCUGGGCAACUACCACGUGAAGACCGCCCUGCUGCACCUCCUGCUGUCGCGGCCGGCCGACUGGCAGGCAGGGCAGCUGGACGCCCGGCUGCGCGACUUGCUCCGCUUCCUGGAGAAGAGCCUGCUAGAGAAGAAACUCCCUCACUUCUUCAUCGGCAACCGCAAGGUGCCCGAGGGCAUGGGACUCCCUGAGGCCGUGCGCAGGGCCGAGCCUCUCAACCUCUUCCGGCCCUUCGUCCUGCGGCGAAGUCUCUACCGGAAGACAGUGGACUCCUUCUACGAGAUGCUCAAGAACGCCCCGGUGCUCAUUCGCGAGUAUUCCCUGCGUAUCCCGUCAGACCAGGCCAGCCCGCCCCACAAAGCUGUUGUCUUGUAGAGCGUCCGGGACCCAGGCGGCCAGGACGCGGGGCACCCCACACGUCCACGCCUCUGGGGGCAUCUGCAGGCCCCUGCCCGGGAGAGCGGCGGGCGCUGUGCGGCAUCCGGGCUCAGCCCACCAGGGAAGCCUGGCCCUAUGGCCCACGGAGGAAACAGAAUUCCAAGCUGGGAAAGCUGAUUUGCUUUCUCACCACUGGGGCCCUACUGGUGAGGUUAUUGUCUGGGUUUGGUUGAUCCUUUGCCGCUUACUUUUGGAUCACCACAAAUGGCCAAGAUGAUGACAAAAUCCUCUCUGGACGUGGAGCUAAAGACAACGCAAACAUCUAUGCGGGUGUAAUUUUUACAUCCCAGGUCCAGGCUUUACUUAAAUAUCAACAGAGGAUCUGCAGGAAUGCUGACGGAGAUGCAUGUUAAGACCCUGCAGCCUGUUUCCAGUAAUCCUUGGCCCCAGGCAUCCGCGGCCAAGGCACCAACAGGAACAGUUGUGGGAAUUUGCAACCUUCCAUCCACGGCCUGCACAGUAGGGGUCCUUUUAAACUAUUUGUAGAAAAGACCUAGAAGAGAUUCAAGGCCCCAAGGGGCCAAUGUCUGUUGCACAGAAGUGGGUACUUGGUGGCAGAGGGAAGUUUCAGUCAGCCACUUUUUCAGCUCCGUGUCUCACUCAGGGUGCACCCCCUUCUCCCACCCCUUACCCCAGUUGCUGUGCCCUGAGCCCCGUAGGUGCCAAUAUACCGUGCUGGGGACAAGCUCCGUAGCUGGUCUCUGACCAUCCGUGUGGUGGGGGAGGGCGGAUACCAGAGGUGGAAGCAGCAAGAGACACAGGGUGACUGGGGCAAAGGGUAGAACCUGUCCCCAGGGCGCUGAUGCCCAGUUCAGAGAAGAUGGCAGAGCUGAGGAGGGAGGGAGGGGUGCCACAGCCCUGAGUUUUCCUCAGCAGAGUCGCAGUCCUAGAACCAAGCAUGCCUGGAGGCAAGAGGAGACCCCGCUCCAUCUGUUGGCCCCAAGACCCAUUCACUGCAAUGGGGCGCCCUCAAUGCACAGAACCCCCCUUUCUGGAUGGGCUUUGCCAGCCACACAGAUGACCAAGACCCGAAGAGGCUCGGCUCACUGGAAACAUGCAGGGAUAACUCUGCCGACCCAGCCCCCGAGCCCCAGAGAGGUCACCCCAGUACUGCUGGGGGCUGUGGUCACUGGGCAGGCGCCAGAGCCUGCGGUGGGAGCUGGCCGGUCUCCAGGCCUGGGUAGGGGGUUGGGAAGCCACUCCUCGUCCACUUCUGGCUUCACUGGCCCUUUGGGAGUUUCUCCCAUGGUACUGCCUCAGUAACCCUUGCAGCAAGCCAAGGGGGAGGCAAGAAGGAGCGCACCUGAACCAGCACCUGAGUUCCCCUCCGGAGUUUAAGCUGGCCAGGCCUGCCGAACAGCAUUCCCCAUUCUCUGGGGAUGUCGGGCUCACCACGAGCUGCGGAGGAUUCUGUCCCUCACCCAGGGGUGCUCUCACCUGGCCCCAGCGGUUCCGGAAGAUGGACGGUUUGCCUGGCAGGGUUCACUUGCGGCAGGAGGCUCGGCUGUGAUGGGGCACUGAGGCCUGUAGGAACCCUUCCACGGAAGCUGGAGUCGGACCACGCAGACUUGGGUCUGGUCUCCCCAGCGCCGUAGCGGUCAGCGUGCUGCCAGGAAGGGUGGUCAUGCCCGCGUGGCCCCCGGCAGUAGCCCCAAGCCCCCAUUCAGUUGUGAUUUGUUUCCAGAAUCGGGGUGAAUUCCCAUAUUUAUUAUUGCCCAUGCCUUGCCUUCCCCCCCUCAUCCUUAACUUGUUGUGCUUGGAGGAGACCCCACAGCCGGGAACCAGGCUCCAGAAGCCAAGACCAAGCCUGAACCUCCCUCAGCCUCCCCUUGGCUUCCAAAAAAGUUCACUGAAAAAUGACCUUCUGGCCUCUUGUUUAUCCAGAGAAGACAACUCAGCAGGGCAGUGGGGAUCUUCUAUGCACCAAAGCUGCUUCUGAAGCAGAAAACAGCCGAGCUCUCGGUGUUUCAUGCUGCCUUAUUUAUAUGAAAGGAAGAAUUAAAUUCUUGCAAGGA